AUGGCAUCCUCAUCAUCACAAGAGAGAUCAAAGCAACUACACAACUUUUCAUUGCCUUGUUUGAAAUGGGGUAAUCAGAGACUCCUUAGAUGUGUCAAAGUCAGUGAUGAUAUUAACGAUCAUCAAGAUCAUCAGCAUCAGCAACAAGGAUUUCAAUCAAAACCCAUCAAUUUGGUUUCUUAUAAGAAUCAUAAACCAAACCCAAUUCAAGUUAACAAUUUUGCUGAAAAAAGAUUGAAGCUUCCUUCUUCUUCUCCUUCUUUUGUUGUUGAAGAAGAGAAAGGAGGAAAUAUUGAUGAAUCUCCAAGACCCUGGAAUUUGAGGACUAGAAGGGCAGCUUGUAAGGCUCCACUUAGAAUUGAAGAGCAGACGACGAGGAGAAAUGUUGCUGUUUCUCCAAGCAGGUAUUUAGAGAUUGAUUCACCAAAGAAAUAUUAUGAGAGUUUGAUGAUAAGGAGACAGCAGAGCUUCGAGAUGAAGGAGAAAGUCAAGUUUUCGGUUCCUCUAUCAAAGAGAGAGAUUGAAGAGGAUUUUCUAGAGAUGGUUAGGAUUAGGCCGCCAAGGAGGCCUAAGAAGAGGCCUCGAAUUGUACAGAAGUAUUUGGAUUCAAUUUUCCCAGGAUUGUGGCUAGCUGAAAUUACACCAGAUUCAUACAAGGUUCAUGAAUCAUCUGCACAGAACAUUCCUCAUGCCCAGAUGCAGAAAGCCUUGAUUGGUCACAUCAUCUUCCACUCAAGACUGUCAGAUAAAAAACCUCUUUACAUCGAAACUCGUGUGGAAGAAGCUAACAUGAAGCCCCCUGGCGAAAGCUUUCAGAACCAGAUUUGGGCACCUGAGGUGGUAAGGUUGUGUGGAAAUCAAACCUUGCGGUUGAACCAUAAUGCUCUCCAUGGCAUCUCUUAA
Messenger RNA from Dovyalis caffra, 903 nucleotides. NCBI's taxonomy places the organism in Eukaryota, Viridiplantae, Streptophyta, Magnoliopsida, Malpighiales, Salicaceae. The record is from the annotation of a GenBank genome assembly.